UCCCUUUCAUCACUUCCAAAAAAUACCAAUGGAUCCCCAAUCCAAUCCUGCCAUUUCCUCUGAAACCCCAAAUCAAAACCCAUCACAAACCCUAAAUCCAUACAACCAGUAUUAUCAAAACCCUUCACAAACCCUAGAUUCAAAUCCCCAAGAACCCCCACAAGGUGUUCGACAAAAUGCCGAGCAGAACAAUUUCAACUCAAACAAUCAAAACUUUCAAGAAAACCCUUCCCAACAAACCCUGGAUCCACAUACCCCACAAGGUGUUCGACAAAAUGCCGAGCAGAACUCAAACAAUCAAGAAAAAGACAAUUCGGGUCAAAACAAAAUGUUACAGAAGCCAUUGUUACCCGAAAACGGGUUAACCAGUACUCAAAGUGGGCCCGAAAAGGACCACCAAUCGGGUGGCGAAGAGGAAACUACCAGCCGCCGUCGUCGUAGAAGCAGGUGGGACCCACCUCCAUCCGAUACCAGCAACGAAAACGACGGGAGUGGGCCCGGAAGGAAGCGUAAAUCGAGGUGGGCUGAUGAUGACCCCAAGCCCGUGAUCCAAUUGCCUGAUUUCAUGAAAGAUUUCGCGGGAGGUAUUGAAUUCGAUCCUGAAGUACAAGCACUUAAUAGUAGAUUACUUGAAAUUAGUAGAAAAUUGCAAUCUGGUAUGCCAUUAGAUGAUAGACCUGAAGGCGCUCGAUCGCCUUCACCCGAACCUAUAUAUGAUAAUAUGGGGGUUAGGAUAAAUACUAGAGAGUAUCGUGCUCGAGAGAAAUUGAAUAGAGAGAGACAAGAGAUUAUAUCGCAAAUAAUAAAGAAAAAUCCGGCCUUUAAGCCACCAGCGGAUUAUAGACCACCUAAGCUUCAUAAAAAGCUUUAUAUCCCGAUGAAAGAGUACCCGGGUUAUAAUUUUAUAGGACUUAUAAUUGGGCCGAGAGGGAAUACUCAGAAGAGGAUGGAGAAGGAGACGGGUGCUAAGAUUGUGAUUCGAGGUAAAGGGUCGGUUAAAGAAGGGAGGUUACAGCAAAAAGGGAAUUUGAAACAUGAUCCGGCUGAGAAUGAGGAUUUGCACGUGUUGGUGGAGGCGGAUACUCAGGAGUCGCUUGAGGCCGCUGCAGCUAUGUUAGAGAAGCUUUUGCAGCCUGUCGAUGAAGUGCUUAACGAGCAUAAGAGGCAACAGCUUAGGGAACUCGCGGCGUUGAAUGGAACGAUUAGAGAUGAGGAGUUUUGUAGGCUAUGUGGUGAACCGGGUCAUAGGCAGUAUGCUUGUCCUUCUCGUACUACCACAUUUAAAAGUGAUGUGCUUUGCAAAAUUUGUGGUGAUGGGGGACAUCCUACUAUAGAUUGUCCAGUGAAAAAUACUACUGGAAAGAAAAUGGAUGAUGAGUAUCAGAAUUUCUUGGCUGAAUUGGGAGGGACGGUUCCUGAAUCAUCGAUUAAGGCGAACUCGGCAACUCUAGCUCUUGGUCCUGGAAGCAGCACGGGCAGUAAUCCUCCUUGGGCCAGCGGUAAUAAUGCUAGUGGUGGUGGUGGUACUAGUGCGCACCCUGGAUUAGGGUCAAAUGUAAUGAAGCCAAAAGAAUUUGACGAGACAAACUUGUAUAUUGGUUACCUUCCCCCUACUCUGGAUGAUGAUGGUUUGAUUAACUUGUUCUCUCCCUUUGGUACCAUCGUGAUGGCUAAAGUUAUAAAGGAUCGUCUCAGUGGUCUGAGUAAAGGUUACGGUUUUGUUAAGUAUGCAGAUGUUCAACAAGCUAAUAGUGCUAUUACUGGCAUGAAUGGUCAUUCUCUUGAAGGGAGAACUAUUGCUGUGAGAGUUGCUGGUAAACCCCCUCAACCUACUGUGCCUCCGGGCCCACCUGCUCCUUCAAUGCCUACAUAUCCGGUUCCGAAUCAAGCUCCCGGAGUCUAUCCAUCUCAGCAGUAUGCAACAGGUGGUCCUAUUGGCGCUCCUCCUCCUCCUGGUGGCUAUGGUGGGACCCCAGUUCCAUGGGGACCACCUGUACCUCCACCAUAUGGCGCUUACCCGCCACCUGGCUCAACCAUGUAUCCUCCUCCUCCUCCGGGUCAAUUUGCUCCUCCAUAUGGUGCACAGUAUCCUCCUCCACCAAUGCCACCACCAUCUUCUGGUGUCCCGAGUCAGACCGUUUCUUCUGGUGAAAACCAACAAAAUUACACAUCUUCUGGUGAGACACAACAAAGUUAUCCUCCCGGAGUGCAAUCUCAUAAUGGUGCACCCACUUAUACCUAUGGCCAACAUGCAUACCCUCCAUCUUCAUACAGCUAUCCUUCUUAUUAUGGCAUGGCACCACCUCCGCCUCCUCCUCCAACUGGAUCACAGUCCAAUGUGGACCAUUCACAGAGUAUGAGCAAUGUGCCGUGGGCCACAAAUCCACCAGAACCUGCAGCUGCUGCACCUCCACCUCCACCUCCACCAUCUGCAGAGAAGCCUCCAUAUGGUACAGAUGCUGAAUAUGAGAAGUUCAUGUCGGAGAUGAAAUGAUGAUGCAGUUAACUCUGUACACUUGCAGUACAAGGCUGAUUUGUUGGAGCACUUCACGUGAUUUCUUACCUCUUGCCAUGUCUUACUUGUUGGAAGUUUCGGACUUACCUCUUUAACCUUGCUGUGUACUAUUAUGACAUUUGCAGAGAGAUGAGGAGUUCGGUUCAUUCCUCUUGUGUUGGAGCAGCUUAUUAAGUGCCUUGUGGAUUUUAAUAAUGCUGGACAUAGGCCUUUUGUCAAUCUUGUUUAAUUAUUUUGUUGGGAUUUGUUAAUGACUGAUCACUGACAGUUUUUGUUG
Lycium ferocissimum is the source of this 2792-nucleotide messenger RNA. Its product is annotated as splicing factor-like protein 1. The transcript has 2 exons. The coding region runs from base 29 to 2494 and encodes 821 amino acids. Gene Ontology annotation, biological process: regulation of mRNA splicing, via spliceosome. NCBI's taxonomy places the organism in Eukaryota, Viridiplantae, Streptophyta, Magnoliopsida, Solanales, Solanaceae. Gene Ontology annotation, molecular function: mRNA binding; zinc ion binding. The record is from RefSeq and is a predicted model, not a curated record. Gene Ontology annotation, cellular component: nucleus.